Galendromus occidentalis (western predatory mite) is the source of this 867-nucleotide messenger RNA. RefSeq names its product Down syndrome cell adhesion molecule-like. The coding region runs from base 1 to 867 and encodes 288 amino acids. The transcript has 4 exons. NCBI's taxonomy places the organism in Eukaryota, Metazoa, Arthropoda, Arachnida, Mesostigmata, Phytoseiidae. Gene Ontology annotation, biological process: synapse organization. Gene Ontology annotation, cellular component: neuron projection membrane. The record is from RefSeq and is a predicted model, not a curated record.
AUGACUCCACACUUCGAUAAUACGACCGACACAGAUGUUACUGCCACCGUCGGCCGAGACGUUUUUCUGCCUUGCAGCGUGCGGCAUCUGGGCGAUCGUACAGUUUCCUGGAUACGAAGACCCAGACAGGGGAUUUUCAAUGUCCUAGCAGUCGGUCGGUCACCGUACACGGCGGACGGGAAAUUCCAGCCCAUGCACCUUGAUAAUUCCGAAUCGUGGAAUCUCCAAAUCAAGGACAUCCGCCCUGAAGACGCUGGCGUUUACGAAUGCCAAGUGAGCACAACGCCCAAAAUCAGUCGCCACAUCACUCUCUCCGUAAUUGAGAGCCGGGCGAGGAUUUUGGGCAGUCCCGUAUUAUACGUGAACCAAGGUGGCGUCUUGCGACUGGUCUGCGAGCUGAGUGGACCACUGACAGCGAAAGAAUUCAUAUUUUGGUAUAGGAACGGCAGAGUGCUCAACUACGAUUCGGAUUUGAGGAAGCGUAUGGAGAUCUCUUCGAACUCGUCGAUAUUCAAGAACGUCGUCGACAAAAGGAAGAAUAACGAGCAGCAAACGCUCAGAAAAGUGAACGCCGACGGGAGCCCACAGUCGGAGCUGCUGUCAUACGGUAACAAGUUGAAAAGUCGGCUUGUCGUCACAGCUAUGGAGGCUUCCGAUUCCGGAAAUUAUACCUGUCAGCCAUCGAAUGCACUCCCCGACUCGAUUCAAGUUUUCGUGAUAAUCAACAAUGACUUGCCCGCGGCGAUGCAGGACAGCGUGAUGGAGAUCAGUGCGACCACAGGAAACAACGUUCUGUCUCAUACGGCAGUCGCCUUCAUGGCCACCGCUCUCCCUUCGCUAUUGCAUUACUUUUUCGGCGUCAGAUAA